CUGGACUUGCCACUGUCCCGCCUUCCUGCCGCCCGCCCCGCUGGCCGGUCCCCACGCCCACACGCCGGCCUGGGGCUGCCUCAUCUGGCACUGAUUAUCCCGCCGCUGCUGUUGCCUCCGCUGCCGCGCCGCCACCUCCUCCUCCUCCGCCAAGCUCAGCUGCUGCCUGCUCGUCUGAGGACCCCAGCACUAUUCCCCUCCCCCCAACAUGUUGCCUGCUGCCACAGUCUCAUUCCUGGGGCCCCUCCUCACAGCCUGGGCCCUGCUUCCUCUCACCCGGGGCCAGACCCCCAACUACACCAGACCUGUAUUCCUGUGCGGAGGCGAUGUGACAGGGGACUCAGGUUACGUGGCAAGCGAGGGUUUCCCCAAUCUCUACCCCCCCAAUAAAGAAUGCAUCUGGACAAUCACGGUCCCCGAGGGUCAGACUGUGUCCCUCUCCUUCCGAGUCUUUGACCUGGAGCUACACCCCUCCUGCCGCUACGAUGCCCUGGAGAUCUUUGCGGGGGCUGGGACCUCAGGCCAGCGGCUUGGGCGCUUCUGUGGGACCUUCCGGCCUGCCCCUGUAAUCGCCCCGGGCAACCAGGUGACCCUGAGGAUGACGGCAGAUGAGGGCACGGGAGGACGAGGCUUCCUGCUCUGGUACAGCGGGCGGGCCACCUCGGGCACUGGCCCCCCCCCAGGCGCGAGGCGGAAAUGGGUCACCGACCCGCGGGUGGAAUGGGCGGCCUGGGGUUACUGGGACGAGCACCAGGUUUGCGGGGGGCGCAUGGAGAAGGCGCAGGGAACUUUGACCACGCCCAACUGGCCCGAGUCCGAUUACCCCCCGGGCGUCAGCUGUUCCUGGCACAUCAUUGCACCCCCUGAUCAGGUCAUCGCGCUGACCUUUGGGAAGUUUGACCUGGAGCCGGACACCUACUGUCGCUAUGACUCGGUCAGCAUCUUCAACGGAGCCGUGAGUGAUGAUGCCAAGAGGCUGGGGAAGUUCUGCGGCGACAUGACCCCGGGCCCCAUCUUCUCUGAGGGAAACGAGCUCCUGGUCCAGUUCGUCUCAGAUCUCAGUGUCACCGCCGACGGCUUCUCAGCCUUCUACAAGAUCCAAUCCAGGGGCGCGGCAUCACCAGGGCCGGCCCAGGGCCCAGGAGCGGAUGCACGACCGGGUACCCACCUCGACCACCAGGGCCCUAAGACGGGAACUGGACCCAAAGUCAAGCCACCCCCCAAACCCCGUGUCCAACCUACAGAGAAGCCUGAGACCCCACUCCAGACCAAGGCCACUGCCACUGGCCCUGGUGCCCCCUGCCCCAAGCAGUGCCAGCGGACAGGCACCCUGCAGGGCAACUUCUGCACCAGCAGCCUGGUUGUGACGGGAACAGUCAAGUCCAUCGUUCGGGGCCCAGGUGAAGGUCUCACCGUCACAGUCAGUCUCAUGAACGUUUAUAAAACCGGUGGCCUGGACCUGCCCUCUCCGCCCACGGAUACCUCCCUCAAGUUUUACGUGCCCUGCAAGCAAUGCCGUCCCCUGAAGAGAGGAGCCAGCUACCUGCUAAUGGGUCAGGUGGACGAGAACAAUGGACCCGUCCUUCCUCCAGACAGCUUCGUGGUCCUUUACCGCCCUACUCAAGACCAGAUACUCACCAACCUGAGCAAGAGGAAGUGCCCCUCCUAACCCACCCAAUCCCAGGUCUGAAACUCUGGGGGCCAGCUCCAAGGACACCUGGCCCUAAGGCAUGUGGUGUUUCUGAUCUGAAUAAAUGGUUCUUAACUGGAAAAAAAUGUUUUGUC
Ochotona princeps (American pika) is the source of this 1785-nucleotide messenger RNA. RefSeq names its product procollagen C-endopeptidase enhancer (gene PCOLCE). The record is from RefSeq and is a predicted model, not a curated record. The transcript has 10 exons. Gene Ontology annotation, molecular function: protein binding. The coding region runs from base 209 to 1669 and encodes 486 amino acids. NCBI's taxonomy places the organism in Eukaryota, Metazoa, Chordata, Mammalia, Lagomorpha, Ochotonidae.